ACUUGAAGUACAGGUAAACUUGGAACAGCAGUAACUCAUUCGGGCCAACAAAAGCAAAUUUUAAGACGUCAAAAAUUCUAUAUAUGUAUAUUUAAUACUUUUGUCAUAUGUGUAUGUUCACGAAUAAGAUUAUUCAUGAUAUUUUUACUCGCAAAUCUACGUAUAAAGAAAGUGUACCUCCUUUGGCUAUUGGUUGAUUCCAAAAUGUCUGCCUGCAGUAGCUUGGCGAGUUCGGACCUGUAAAAACUUCACAAAUUCAGCUGUAACUUUCCUCACAGUUUCACUUAUAUUUGUGGGAAGCAAUGGCACUUCAUGAUCAUCGUUCAGACACCCCAAGAAUAUAAAACAUACCAUAAAUACACACAGACAAAGCCUGCAGUAUCGUACAAAUAUUGGAAGCCAUAGAUGCUGUCAUGGCAUCUCCAAGUAAGAAGAGAAAGAGGCUGGACAGCCAGGGAAGCCUGGCAGACACCUCGGACGUGGGAAGCGGCGAUGGCGGUUACACCCGUGACAGUCACGACAUUGUAGUGAACAAGAGCAGAGUGUACAAGAAGAAGCAAAUGAAAAACCUGCAGGUGAAAUCGUUGGCUGAAACAUCUGACAAGGCUGGUGAGGGAAAAACAACUUCAAGAGAGAAGAAAAACAAAGACGUACCGCCAAUUCUUUCAGGCCAAAGCAAAAAUGUUAACGGAGGUAUAAGCAACAGCAGUGUCACAGCAGACAGUCUGCCAAUGUCUCCCUCAAAAGGCUCCUCUGGCACUCUCCUGAGAAGGAAGUACAGAAGGGAGAGAACGUCGAGUCAGAGCAGCACAGGUAUGGACCACGGCAUCACUUCCCUCUCUCAGAUGGAGUACUUCCCUCUAAGUGGUCAAGAAAAGAAACAUAGUAGUACAUGUACCGCAACAGAGGAAGAAGACAAGAGCAUUGCACCCAGGAAUAGUCUGCAAACAAACUCUGAAAACAGAUCAGUAAGCGAAAUCUUCCCUUGGAUACCAAAAAGCCAGAGUAGCCAAGAGAGUCAGCCUCCUAUUCGCCUUGAUGCUGACGGUCUGUUGGUCCAAGAGGACACUUUCAAGAAGCCUUUAGACCCAGUAAAGUCUUCGCCUUCAAAGUACAGUAGUGGUCUUGUGCCCAAGUCAGGUAAAAAGAAGAAAAAGAAGAAGCAUGGAGAGAAAGAUGGGACGUCGGAUGAAACAUCAGGAGUUGAUACUGACACCGGUGCAAGUGUUUCAACUGUCCAGUCUGGACAGGAGGGAAGUGACAAUGAGAAAAGACACACGAAGAAGAAGAAGAAAAAGAGGGAAAAGGACAAAGAUGUAGAAUCAAGUGCUGCAGAAGAGCAAGCCACAAAUAUUUCAACUGUCCAGUCUGCAGAUAGUAAUGUUGAAGGUGAUGACAAGAAAAGACACAAGAAGAAGAAGAAAAAGAAGGAAAAGGACAAGGAUGUAGAAUCAAGUGCUGCAGAAGAGCAGGCCACAAAUGUUCCUACUGUCCAGUCUGGAGAUGAUAAUGUUGAAGGUGAAGACAAGAAGAGACACAAGAAGAAGAAGGAAAAGGAGAAAGUAGAAACUUCAGAUAGCGUUUCGACACGUCAAGCUGAUCAUGACAAUGUUGAAGAGUAUGAAGGAAAAAGGCACCACAAAAAGAAGAAGAAAAAGAAGGAUAAAGAUGCAGAAUCAAACACUUUAGAAGGGCAGGCCUCAGCAGCUGAAGACAGUGAUAUCAUACCUCCAACACAGGAAUCGCCAAAACCUGAGAAAUCGAAGAAGAAACAGAAGAGGAAAAAUGAAGAGUCAGGUUUGAGUUCAGGGGGAAAUGGUGAGAAAAUUGUGCCACACUCACAAGGUACAACACUGAAUGGUGACGUGUCUUCUGAAAAUCAAAAUGAUCCCAACACAGCUGGUAAGAAGAAGAAAAAGUCAAAAGACAAGAGGACAGAAUCUGCAUACACCUCUCAGUCAGAAUCCGAAGUUCCAGAAUCUGAUGUUGGCUCACCUGUAAAGAGCCCCCUGGCAGUUCCCAGGAGACAUGCAAUAGAGAAUAACAAGGCAAAUACAACUGGAAAUGCCUCUAAGGACAAGCCAAAGUCUUCUGCAAGUAAACUGCCUGUCUGGUGCAUUGAGGAUGCAGGCCAGGAGUCACAGGCAGUGUCCGAGGUGUUUGACAUGUUCGGAUGGGGACAGAACAAAAGCUCAAGUUUAGGUACAAAACAGUCCAGUCAAGGUAUGAUCAGGACAACCAGCACUCAGCCUAACUUUGACACAAGUGUGGGGAAGGGAAGAGGAACUAGUGCAGAAAGGAAGGAAAAAGACGAUCUGUUUAGUUACCAAUCACACGACAAUAGCACUGUUGCUAUCACUCCACAAAAGAAAAGUAGACUAUCAAGAAAGAACAAGCAAAAAAGCAGAGAACAACAGAAUGUUGGGAACAAUGCUACUACGCAUGAUCAACAUGUGUCUAAUGAAAAUACAGGAGAUACAGUCAAAGAAAACACAUCACAAGACUCCGUAGAUGAAGUUCCAAGUACCAGUAAGCUUCCCAGCGGGUCUGCUGAAAACAAUAUCACAGACAGAAGAAAAAGAACAAAGAAAGACGUUUUGGAAGAAGCAGAGUCUUCAGUGGACAAAGAACAUGCUGAGAAGAGAAGAAAGUUGGAAAGGAAGGGAAAGCAACGGAACAGUACGGAGAAAGAAACCCCGGUAGAAGAAGAAAACGAGGAAGGAAGCCCAGAAGAAGCUCAGGACCAGGUCAUAACAGAUAAUGAGGAUGAAGACCAGGAUAGUGACAGUAGUGGAGAGGAGUUUGAAGAUUCCAUCCCUUCAAGUUCGACAACAAGACCAGCAAGAUCGUCACCUCGAAUAAGAGCGAUUCGGGAAUCUCGUAAGAGGAGGGCAGAAACCAGCAGUACUGGGGAUGCAGAAGACAUAUGGCUGAAGGGUGUACAAGCACUGUCUGCUGAAGAUGUACAAGAACUCAAAGAAAAAGGAGUGACCGUCAGAUUUGGACACUUCAGUAGACAAGAGAAAGCCAUUUUAAAGAAGAACAUGGAAAGCUUUUGUGAGAUGCACGGUGUGGAGGACAACAGAACUCUUCUCUUCCCGCAUCAGUACCCGGAGAAAAAGAACCUGAAGAAACUCAUCCACGAGUCAGGGAUGCUCAGGCAUCUAGCCCAGGGACUGAACCGGCCACUAUGGAACGUCUAUACCAAAGCCAGGUAUAUGUUCAGCAAUCCGGAGAAAAGUGGCAAGUUCUCCCCAGAGGAGGAUAAGCUGCUGCUGAGGCUGUACAAGCAGCACGGCCCUCGCUGGGCACGCAUCAGCAGGUCCAUGGGUCGCUUCGAGGACCACAUCAAGCAGAGGUUCCUUUACAUGAAAGGGAAAGGGAAAAACAGGGGAGCGUGGUCGGCCAAAGAGAACAAGAUGCUGAUCCGAGCAGUACAGGCUGUCACAGGGCAGGAGGACAUCUCUAACAUCACUCAGAACAUCAACUGGCAGGCCUGCUCCGAUAUGAUGAACACUGUCAGGGGUGCUAAACAGUGUUAUGAGCACUGGUUGGUUCUGAUAAACUGGCUGUCUUUCCAACAAGGAUCACCCAUAUGGAACCCAGAGCGAGAUGCACAGCUCAUAGAUGAGAUCUACAAGAGUGAAGCAGAAUUUGAUUAUGACAUUGACUGGCAAGACAUCGCCAAAAACAUGGACUGGUUGAAGCACCAUACGCAGGCAAGGAGACGGUUUCGGAGACUGAAGCUCAGAGUCCCAGACUGUGACAGACAAGACAUGGAUGGAAUCUUGGACUACUUGAAGGAGGAUCUGAAGAAGAAGGUGCAGGAGUGGAUGAAGACUAAGGAGAAGAGAGCGUCCUUACCCAGACCGGCCAAGAGUGGGCCCUUCAUCUUCACAGAUGACGAGGAUGAUGAUGAUGACAGUGAUGAUGACACUUUGGAUGCUGAUGGCAACACUGCUGAGAACCAUCAGGACAAUGACAAAUCAGAUGAUGAUGGCAAUGAUGAUGAUGAUGACAUUGAUGAUGGCACUUUGAACACUGAUGGCAACACCGACAACCAUCAGGACAAUGAUGAUGAUGAUGACACUUUGAACCCUGAUGCCAACCAUCAGGACAGUGACAACCCUGCUCCUGUAUCAGAUAAGGAAAGCGCCAAAGUGGAUAACACUGGCAGUACGAGCAAAGCUGGCCAUGAUAACAAGUCUGAUGUAGAAAGUUCAGAUGAUUCUGAUGACGACAGCAAAACAGAAGUAGAUACGUCUGACGAAGAGUAAUCAUUUUGUGACCUCUGUUCAAUGAACUGUAGACUGAAAAACAACUACAACUGUGCAAAUUUUUAAGGUACUUUUGUACAAUGUACAUGUGAUACAGUUACAGUAGUUUUGAUGUUUCCAAUCAUCAAGAACAUACAAUGUAGCUACAUGCACAUGUUCGGUUUUUAGUUGCUCUUGUUUUUAUUCUAUGUACAGUUCGCGUGAAGCAUGGAGCUUUGGAGUUCUUUGAAACUUUAUGACUCUUUAUGUUCAUUUUAGCUGAGUAGCCAAUUGUUUUGUUAAUACAAAUUGUUGUUUUCUUAAGCAUAGAACUCUCUGGACACUGAUCGUAACCACUGCUAAAAACAGUUACGGUCCUUGUCAGCUGUAUACUUUAAGAGUGACUGUUUAUAGCAAACAAAAACUCAGGAAACAUAGUCUUUGAAAUGCACUCGUAUGUGGAGAAAGUUCCAAGUUGUUUUUCAUGAAUUUUGUAGUUAAAAUUGACAAAAAAUGUGGAAGGACAGAAUUAAGAUUCUCGUUAGCCCAGAUUGUUGAUUGUUGCUUUUCGCCACAAAAUGGAAACAAGGUAAGGUAAGAGACAUUGCUGGCCAUGUACAAAAAAAUCUCAGUAUUCUAUGUUCUACCAACCUGAUAAAACUAUAUUCGGAUUUGUAGAGUGGUUUUGGUACACAAUGUACAUGUAUGAUCAUGAUAUAAAGCCUUGUGAAAAGGGUUCAAUUUUGUAGUAAGUAGCAUAGACUUACUUAAUGAGGAAGACUGUCAAUAUAUUACAUGUGAAACAUACAUGUACAUGAUUGUGGGACUCUAACAGAGGACUGUGUACCUACAUGUACAUGUAUACAUGGCAUCAGGUACAGCUGCAGUGUACAGAGGUUUAGGAUUCAGAUUAUUUUUGGCGUUUUUAUCAGGCUUUCUUAUUGUACAGUAACUUUCUUUUCUUUACGCGCAGGUGGCAAAAUGGUAACUGUCUGGCAUAUGAAUACUGCCGGACAAAAUUGGUACUGACACAACCACUUAAACCCCUGUCCUGCUGUGCGCAACAUAUGUCGCGCGGCACAUACAGUACCAUCUAUAUUACACCCUGUAUAGGUACGAUUUGGGGAUAUUUCUCG
This is a messenger RNA of Branchiostoma belcheri (Belcher's lancelet), 5392 nucleotides long. RefSeq names its product transcription termination factor 1-like. Bases 414 to 4277 code for a protein of 1287 amino acids. NCBI's taxonomy places the organism in Eukaryota, Metazoa, Chordata, Leptocardii, Amphioxiformes, Branchiostomatidae. The record is from RefSeq and is a predicted model, not a curated record. The transcript is spliced from 11 exons.